Molecule: messenger RNA, 882 nt
Organism: Ilex paraguariensis (yerba mate)
Lineage: Eukaryota; Viridiplantae; Streptophyta; Magnoliopsida; Aquifoliales; Aquifoliaceae
Source: the annotation of a GenBank genome assembly
AUGGAUGAUAUUGUUUUGAAAUCAAUAUCCAUACAGCGUUUUACUCUGAACGACAUAGAAAUUGCAACCCAGAAGUACAAAACUUUAAUAGGGGAAGGAGGCUUCGGAUCUGUUUACCGUGGUACACUAUCUGAUGGUCAAGAGGUGGCUGUGAAGGUACGGUCAGCCACCUCAACUCAAGGAACUCGCGAAUUCAAUAAUGAGUUGAACCUUCUCUCAGCUAUUAGGCAUGAGAAUCUUGUCCCACUUCUUGGUUACUGUUGUGAGAAUGACCAACAAAUCCUUGUUUAUCCUUUUAUGUCGAAUGGCUCCCUACAAGAUCGCCUCUAUGGAGAAGCAGCAAAACGAAAAACUCUUGACUGGGCAACCAGGCUUUCCAUUGCAUUAGGAUCAGCUCGAGGCAAGUAUAUGGGGUAUUAUUCAACACAGCAGUUUUCUGCAAAAAGUGAUGUCUUUAGCUUUGGAGUUGUUCUACUUGAAAUAAUAAGUGGUCGAGAGCCUCUCAACAUACACAGGCCUCGAAACGAGUGGAGCUUAGUUGAAUGGGCCAAACCGUAUAUAAGGAACUCAAGAAUUGACGAAAUCAUAGAUCCUAGCAUAAAGGGAGGGUACCAUGCAGAAGCAAUGUGGAGAGUGGUGGAGGUGGCACUGUCAUGUAUUGAGCCUUUUUCAGCUUACCGACCAUGCAUGUCCGACAUUGUCCGAGAGCUAGAGGAUGCUUUGAUCAUAGAGAACAAUGCAUCUGAAUACAUGAAGUCCUUAGACAGCUUUGGGGGAUCCAAUCGCUUCUCUGUAGACAGGUCGAUGGUUAUUCCACCCACUCCAGCUCAAACAGAAACAUCCUCUAUCCUUUCACAACCAACUCCUCCACAACCAAGAUAA